Messenger RNA from Rhineura floridana, 6198 nucleotides. RefSeq names its product LIM domain 7 (gene LMO7). The transcript is spliced from 33 exons. Lineage: Eukaryota; Metazoa; Chordata; Lepidosauria; Squamata; Rhineuridae. The record is from RefSeq and is a predicted model, not a curated record. Gene Ontology annotation, biological process: regulation of signaling; actomyosin structure organization; regulation of cell adhesion. Bases 187 to 5439 code for a protein of 1750 amino acids. Gene Ontology annotation, molecular function: actin binding.
UUAAAAAAAAAAAGUAGUUCAGAGCGCGGCUGCCAUUAUUUUAACCUGCCGCCAGGUGGUAGUCACGAAUCCUUCUCCCGGGAAGUUUUAAGAAAGUUUGCGAGGGGCAGCACAGCUGCUGACGAAGAGCCCAUCGGAGGUAGGAGUGGUGGAGAGCACCUUCAGAGCGUCCCUCUCUUGCCAGCCAUGGAAGGGAGAGAGGAUGCCGAGGGCGCCAGCUGCGAUGGAGCGUUUGCUGAAGCUCGCCGAUGGGUGGAGGUAAGAGAGAAGAUUUCCUCGGAUGUGCCUUCUUCCUGUGCCUUGCAGGCAGCUACUGGGAAAAGUUUUGGAAACAAGGAUUUUCGUGCCGCUUUAGAAAAUGGAGUCCUCCUGUGUGAUCUAAUCAACAAGAUCAAACCUGGCAUCAUUAAAAAGAUUAAUCGCCUGUCAACACCAAUAGCUGGGCUGGAUAACAUAAAUGUGUUUUUGAAAGCUUGUGAAAAUCUUGGAUUAAAAGAAGCCCAGCUUUUUCAUCCUGGUGACCUUCAGGAUUUAUCGAAUCGAGUUACUGUCAAGCCAGAAGAGACCAACAGAAGAGUGAAAAAUGUUUUGAUUACAUUAUAUUGGCUGGGCAGGAAAGCACACAGCAACCCUUAUUAUAGUGGCCCACACCUUAGUUUAAAAGCCUUCGAGAAAUUAUUAGGACAAGCCUUGACAAAGGCUCUUGGAGAAUCCAGUAGUCCCAAACGAAGUGGAAGGGAUAGUGGAUACGGAGAUAUUUGGUAUAUUGAACGCAGUGACUCACUUUCAUCAUCUGUCAGCCAUAAGAGAGACAAUUCCUUUGAUAGCUUGGAUUCUUUCAGCUCAAGAUCUUCUGCAAGCUUUUCAUCAGACGUAACUUUGAAAGGUGGCAGUGAAGAUUGUGAAAGUGACACAGAAUCGGAAACACACGCAAGAAUGCAGGAUCCCAGUAAAGAUGACAUGUCAUAUCGCAGAGUUGCCUUAAUUGAACCCAAACCUGCUGCAGAGUUCAAUCGUUUCUUACCCAGCAAAGCUAAACCACCAGCAUAUAUGCCAGCACCUUUGAGGAAGAAAAGAAUAGAGAAGAAUGAAGACAACAGAAGAAGCUGGGCAAGUCCUGUGUUUACUGAGCCAGAUGGAACAUUUUCAAGUAACCAGAGAAGAGCUUUGCAGCAAGAGAUGGAAUGCAAGACAUCAGCUAAUAUUCUUUCAGGCUUCUCCAACUAUUUGGAGGAGGAGGAAGAAAAGACAGUGGGCACUCCAGACAUUGAAACAGAUGACCUUUAUGUUCGUAAAAUAAAUGCUGCAAUGUCAAAUCAAAAAGUUUCCUCUCAUAAAUUUCUUCCCAAGUCUUGGAUUCCAGGGGAAGAAUUGCACUGGAAAAAAGCAAAAAGGAUAUCUUUUUCCAAACAAUGGUACAAGGAGAUUCAAGGAUUCAGUAUAAAUGCAGAUUCCGAAGAGGAUGUUGCAAGAGUCCAGACAAGCAAUAGUAUCAUGAGUAACUUGGGUAAUAGUUGCAGAGAAGACUCAAUCUUCGUUAAACAGACUGCUGAAUAUGCUGCAAAAUCAAUAUCGCAAUCUACAGAAGAAAAUUUUAGCUAUUCCUCUGAUCUACCAAGUCAGUUUUUAUUUCUGCGGGCACUGCAAAAAUACUCUGACGACUACUUGUCCUCUGAAACUAGAACCAAAAUUGAUCCUUCUUCUGGGCCUAGGCUCCUAACAUGCAGAAAAAAUAAUUAUUUUAGGCCUGGAUGUGAUGAAAGGGACAAUGAAAAUGGAGACUAUUAUCCAGAUUUGGAAAAUGAUGAUUUGUUUGUUCGUAAGACUGGUGCUUUCCAUGUGAAUCCAGUAAUUCUCCAAGAUUUUGAGUAUCUUAGAACAUCCUAUAAGCAAGGUCCUCACAUAGAAGGGGAAAUAGUUCUCCAGCCCAGAGAUGAUGAAUCUGCAAUUCCAGAUUUAGAAAAAGAUGAUUUGACAGUUCGCAAAGUUCAAUUGCAGAAGAAAGUGCCCUUAUCGGGUGCCCCAGAUAGAUACCAGCCUGCUCUUUUUCCGGAUCCUUGGAGUCUCCCACCAGAAAUCCAGGCCAAAUUUCUUUGUUUGCUUGAGAAGACAACCACAACAGAUGAGAGACAAAGUGGUGGAAAGAUUUUAUCUCCCUCUUCACGACAAAAGAAAGAUGAUAUGUUGAUCCGCAAGAUUGAGCUACUCAGUGUAGGAGUGAAUGUGCAGCCAGUUAGUUUCUCUCCAGGAGCAUGCAGCAAAGAAGAUAUGGAAAAAUGGGAGGCAAUCAGAGAUGCCAGCAAAAUCAGACACAAGAAAAGGCAAAUGGUUGAAAGGUUGUUUCAAAAGAUUUCUGAUGAGCAUGGGAGUAAGUCCUUGAAUGAUGUCAGUGCAGAUGAGCUACAAACAAUCCGUCAACUGCGUUAUGAGGAGCUUCAAAGAAUAAGGUCUCAGCUUCGAGAACAAGAUGAACAAUGGCAAGAUGAUUUGGCAAAAUGGAAAAACCGUCGCAAGAGUUACACUUCUGAUUUGCAAAAGAAAAAGGAGGAGAGAGAAGAAAUUGAGCGAAGAACUUCUGAGAGUUGUGAAAGGCGCAGCAAAUCCUUGAGAGAAAUGCAGAGAGACAGGGAGGGCAGAGAUCAAGGGCUCUAUAGUAGUGAUCAGCAGCAAGCAGAACACAGGCAAAUGUAUUUGUCAAAUGAUGAUGUGUUUAGUGAAGAAAAAAUGCCUUCAAGACCAUCAAAAGAUCAUGUUGAAAAUGAUGCUGCCCACUGCUUGAAGAGUGAAGAAAACAGUCAAGAGAGUGAUAAAGCAGAGAGCUGUGCAAGAAUUGGAACUCAGACUCUAUCUAAGAGUAUGACAGAAGAAAAGAGCCAGCCCCCUUUGUCAAUUUAUCAUUCAGUAAAUGCACAAAUUGGGUCAGCUCGGGUUUCAGCUUCUCUCCCAAGAAGUUACCAGAAAACCGAUACUGCCAGACUAACGUCUGUGGUUACACCAAGGCCUUUUGGUGUCCACUCAAGAGGAAUCUCAUCACUUCCUAGGUCGUUCACGAUGGAUGAUACCCAAAAAUAUAAUGGAGAUGGAGAUGUGUCCAAGAGAGCUCAACGUACAUUCAACAGCAGUUCCCUUUCUAAGCCAGAAGCUGGGCAAAGCCAAUCUAUAAGUGACCUAAGAAGUACAGAGGACAGCAAGACUUGGACAAGAUACUCAUCUGCAGAGGAGAGCAAGACAAGGACAAGACAAUUGCCUGCAGAGAAUACCACUGCUACAAGUGAAGGUGCAGAUAUUGAUCACUGUGGUGCUAAAUCAGAGCAUCACACUAGCCAUGACUCAGUUACAGCUGUACCUUCAGCAGCAAAACAAAGAAGCCUUCCAGGGACUGAGGUUUUGAGAGUGCAAGACCAAUACAGUGAUAUGAGAAUCAGUAUAAACCAGAGACCAGGCACCAGUCGGAGCUUUGGGUUUGCAGUACACCAAGAUCCUUCUGGAGUCUUCGUAAAGUCAAUAGAAGAAGGUAGCCCAGCAGACUUUUGCCAGUUGAAUGUUGAGGAUGAAAUCCUGACCCUCAAUGGCACAAAGGUUUCAGAUAUGGACCAGAGUCAGUGGGAAUCAGCCAUCAGCAGUGCACUAGAAACUGGAAAGUUUGUCAUGGAUGUUAGGCGAUAUGGCAAGAAGGACUGGGGCAAAGACCAGCCUUCCCUGCCAUAUGCAAGGCACAAAAUCCUCAAUCUCACCAGUAUGGCUACCGACCUUAUAGGUACACCUGAGAACAAAUGGAUUGAUGCAACAACUGGAGACUCUAUUUCAGCCAAAAGUCAAAGUAUAUCAGCACAGAAAGACUUGCAUAACAGUUUUCAAAAUAAGGAUUCAGAAACAAAAGUCAAUGGAAUGCAAGAUGUGAGUUCCAAUGAGCAAAAAGACUCAGAACCUAUUUCUUUGAAAAACUUAAAAAGGCGGUCACAGUUUUUUGAACAAGGAGGCUCAGAGCCUGCAAUGCCUGAUCUCCCAGUUCCAUCCAUCAGUGCUCCUAGCCGCUGGGCCUGGGAUGAAGAGGAAGAACGAAAAAGACAAGCAAAAUGGCAGGCAGAACAGGAACGUUUACUUCAGGAGAAAUACAGGUGUGAACAAGAGAGACUGAAGGAAGAAUGGCUGAAAGCUCAGGAAGAAGCUGAAAAGGACAGCUCCAAAUACUUAAAUGAGGAGCAGACUGUACUGAAGCCAAAUAGUGUGUCUGUAACUGCACAAGAGCCACCUGAUCCAAUAUGGAGUUCACAUGGAAGUGACAAGACUGACUAUUCUGAUGCUGGUAGACAGUGGGAAGAGGAAAGAGAACAGGAGAAAGAGGAAGAAAGGAAACACCUUGAGGAGGCCCAGAGACUGCAAGAAGAAGCAACCUUGCAAGUAGAGCAAGAGAGGAAGCUCCAAGAGCUGGAGAGUGAGAAGGAACGCAAUGUACAGGACACAAUGCACAGUGCAGAGGAGCCAAGGUAUUGGGAAGCACCAGCAGAACAGAAGUUGCAGGUGGAACAAGUCAAGGACGUCUCAGUGCGGAGGCCCCAGUAUCAAAGGCAUUAUGAAACAUUAAGAAAUUCUGAUGAGCAAGUAGGCUACUUCAAUACUGACAGAAGCAAGUCCAGAUCAACUCCAGAUCUAGAUGAUCAUCAAGCCAACAGAAAUGGUAUGAAGAACAAAUUUUCUGAGCAGUCCUGGAAUGCUGGUGACUCACAGAAAAGACUGCAGAAAGAGCAUGGUUUGUCCCCAGCAGAGCUGGAAAGACAGCAAAUACUUCAGGAAAUGAGAAAGAAGACAUCUCUACACACAGACAACAGUUGGAUUAGGCAACGCAGUUCCAGCAUGCAUAAAGAGCCUGUUAGUCUACUUGGCACUAAAAUGAGGAGAGGUGAAAGUUUAGAUAACCUUGAUUCUUCAAGAACAAAUUCCUGGAGGCCUCAUUCUUGGAUAAAUCAGUCAGCAUCUUCAACAUCUUUAUCAUCCAGUCAAGAUUUUAGUCACCAUGUGCGUCCUGUGGUGUCCACUUCAAAUCGUGCCUAUAUGCGUACUCCCUCUUCUAGCCUGCCAUCUCCUUCAGCCAGUUCCACAAAAACUUCAUCUUUGCCUCAUAUUCUCCCAUCUGCACCAUCUCCUGUUCCCCUUGCUCAGUCACCAACUUCUGCUUCCCAGUCUGGAACUCAGCAACGCAACAGGUCGGUCAGUGGAAAGAGAGUAUGUUCAUACUGUAGAAACGUUCUGGGCAAAGGAGCAGCUAUGAUCAUCGAAUCUCUUGGUCUUUGCUAUCAUUUACAUUGUUUUAAGUGCAUUGCUUGUGAGUGUGACCUUGGGGGCUCUCAGGCCGGAACCGAAGUCCGUAUCCGAAACAAUGAACUCUUCUGCAAUGACUGCUAUCUCAGAUUUAAAACUGGACAGCCAACCAUUAUGUGAUGGAAAUCUCAAUAUGAAAUCACUGCUACAGAUAGAGGAGGAAGCUGCUGCUGUAGAUCUAUAAAUAUAUUUUUUGUGUGUGGUUUUUUAAAAAUGUUUUUGCCUGUUUAGAUCAUGUAGAAAAUUCAAUGUAUCUUUUAUUCAACUUACGUUGAGCUAUUUAUGAGAAGGUAAUCACAAUAAAACUCUUCUGGAUUAAAAAACAAAAGAGUGCUUUAAGUUCAGUGUACUAUCCCAUCCUUAUAUAUACACAUACAUACCCAUGGGAGAAAAACAUUUAAUUGGUGGUAAUUUCAGAAUACUGGAGAAUUGUGAGGAAAUAGCUUUAAUUUCCAGUCAUAUAUGAAGAAGCUGUUUUGUUUUUUAAUGUUCUUAAAUGAGCAUUAUUGAAAUAAUAGAUAUGGAUUGGUAACUGCAGUUUCUACAUCUGAUGUAUAUGCUAUCGAGUUCUGCAGCAUAUUAUGAAAUUCCAUUCAAAGGCACACAGGUUGUUACUGUUUAUAUUUCCGUUACUAAGCUUAAGUACCAUUAUCCUUUUAAAAACUAAAAUGUAAAACUUCAGCCUGUUUUGCUUGGGAUUCAGUAUUUCACUGUGCUUUAAUAGUUAUAUCCAAUCGAGGAAAUUAUUUGUGAAGCAUUCUUUUUCUUGUUAUGUAUGAAAAAUGUAACUCACACCUUAAACAAGUAAAUAAGACUGAAGAUUUUUUCCCCCUUUUGUUGACUUAUUUCAUAUUUGUAAAUAAAGUUGCUGAUGACGCA